AUGGACCUCCGCGUCGGCAACAAAUACAGAAUCGGCCGCAAGAUUGGUAGCGGCAGUUUCGGUGACAUCUACCUCGGUACCAACAUCAUCUCGGGUGAGGAGAUCGCCAUCAAGCUCGAGAGCGUCAAGGCGAAGCACCCCCAGCUCGAAUAUGAGGCCCGCGUCUACAAGUCGCUCGCUGGCGGUGUCGGCAUCCCCUUUGUCCGCUGGUUCGGAACCGAGUGCGACUACAACGCCAUGGUCUUGGACCUGCUCGGCCCUUCCCUAGAGGACCUUUUCAACUUCUGCAACCGCAAGUUCUCCUUGAAGACCGUCCUGCUCCUCGCCGAUCAGCUCAUCUCCCGCAUUGAGUACAUCCACGCAAAGUCCUUCAUCCACCGCGACAUCAAGCCCGACAACUUCCUUAUGGGCAUUGGCAAGCGCGGCAACCAGGUCAAUGUCAUCGACUUUGGUCUGGCCAAGAAGUACCGCGAUCCCAAGACGCACUUCCACAUCCCGUACAGAGAGAACAAGAACUUGACUGGUACCGCCCGUUACGCCUCCAUCAACACUCACUUGGGUGUCGAACAAUCCCGCCGUGAUGACAUGGAGUCACUGGGCUAUGUCAUGCUUUACUUCUGCCGUGGAUCCCUUCCCUGGCAGGGUCUUAAGGCGGCCACCAAGAAGCAGAAAUACGACCGCAUUAUGGAGAAGAAGAUGACGACUCCCACCGAGGUCCUCUGCCGUGGCUUCCCCAACGAGUUCGCCAUCUACCUCAACUACACCCGUUCCCUCCGCUUCGAUGACAAGCCCGACUACUCGUACCUCCGCAAGAUUUUCCGCGACCUCUUCGUCCGUGAAGGCUUCCAGUACGACUACGUGUUCGACUGGACCGUCUACAAGUACCAGAAGAACGCCCAAGCCAUCGCCCAGGCUGCCAACCAGGGCCAGGGCGAGGAAGACGACAAGGGCCGCGGACGCCACGUCACCACCACCGCCGCUGCCAACGCGGGCACGGCAGCUGGCACCAAGCGCGGUCCGGUCAACGCGCGCCAGGAGGGCACCGGAAUGUGA
Messenger RNA from Alternaria ventricosa, 1053 nucleotides. It is a transcript of the gene HHP1, whose product is annotated as casein kinase I. Gene Ontology annotation, molecular function: protein serine/threonine kinase activity; ATP binding. Gene Ontology annotation, cellular component: cytoplasm; nucleus. The record is from RefSeq and is a predicted model, not a curated record. Gene Ontology annotation, biological process: signal transduction; peptidyl-serine phosphorylation; endocytosis. Bases 1 to 1053 code for a protein of 350 amino acids. The transcript is spliced from 4 exons. Lineage: Eukaryota; Fungi; Ascomycota; Dothideomycetes; Pleosporales; Pleosporaceae.